AUAUGUCCAAUAUCGAUAGGACCAAUGAAAAUAUCGAUGGCUUGCCACCUCUAGAGACGCUAUUUUAAAGUACUAGCGCGGCAACGAAUUAUAUUUUAUUUUGAAACAAACAGCUGCGCAGUAAAAGUACACAGGCCAAAAUGGGAUCCAAAGCAACCAAAAUGGAGGGUGAAUAUCUGCCGGAUACGCCCACACUGAACAAAAUGCGCCUUGCCAGCCAGAGAAACGAGAAUUUGGAAAUGACGCCAACUAGGGAGCAGCUAAAUCCACUCGAUCCCCGCUCUCCAAAUGGUUGUCGGACACCGCUGAACUUUUUGCAGACUGAGCCAAGAGUACAGGAUUUUAAGGACGCAAAUCCAGUGGUUCAAAGUGAAAACGCUUUUUCUCAGCUGCGCAAGCGUCUUUUAAAAGGAUUCUCUCUCAAUGAUCCUCGCUCGCCGCAGUUAAACCGAACUCCUUUGGUUCUAGACGAGGUGCGCUCCCUUAAUAUGGAUGACACCUUUGCCGACCUUUUUGUGGACACGCGGGCGCCAUCAUCCCGCCCAGAGGCACCGGACACCCCGUCUACUCCUGUAGAUUCGGCCAUUGCUGACGAAAGUUGCGAUAGCUUUGGAACCCCACCAAUGGAGCACAAUAACAGCUCACUCGAAAUCGUGUCCUUGCCCUACGAUGAGGAGGAGACCAUGCCUUGCGAAGCUAAGCUGCAAACCACUCCACCACAGCAGCUACAUGUUGAUCCACGCUCUCCGAGCGUUGGAGUAGAUCGUACCCCGAUCAUCUUCUGCGACGACGAAGAGGAGGAGGCGCGAGAGGCUCAGAUGCUGGAACAAAUUCUCGAAACGUUGACACUUAAUCUUAGUACUGAUAGUAGCAUGGCCUCGUUUGCCUGCCCGCCGAACGAACCUAUUUCAGAAGAAUCUUUCUUGCCGUCCAACAAACACUUGGAGCGAGUGCGUUUGGGACACAAGCGUCGAAUUCCGCCCCAAAAGCCGGCCCGAGCCAACAAGCCAAAAAUUUUCGUUGAUCAGGAAUCGCAGGUCUACAGCGGAGCGAGCAUAGCUAAGUCGAGCAAUACCCCGCUAUCGGCCCAAAAGCGUACACCGCUUAGUUGUGUUAAGAACCGGGAGCACCUUCGCUCCCAGUCGACAGAGAAGGACUUGCGGCAGACGCCUCUCGCCCAGCAGAAUGGCCAGGCCAACAAAAUGGCACUACACGGGCGCCGGUUAAUAACUGGCGACGCACUGAACGGCUGAAAGGUUUACUAACAAUGGCUUAGUACCUUCAGCUGCCUUAUCACCCACCUAUAUUUUACCAAAUUAUCAUAUUUUUCACAAUUUACACGCAUAUCUAUACGCAUUUAUUAUAAUUAUCUUCAUUUUAUUAAAGAUUUUUACGGUUUACAA
This is a messenger RNA of Drosophila ananassae, 1403 nucleotides long. RefSeq lists its product as uncharacterized. The transcript has 2 exons. NCBI's taxonomy places the organism in Eukaryota, Metazoa, Arthropoda, Insecta, Diptera, Drosophilidae. Bases 141 to 1253 code for a protein of 370 amino acids. The record is from RefSeq and is a predicted model, not a curated record.